AUGCGACACGCACUCCACCAGCACCACAUCGACGACCACGCCGACGACGGCGACGGCAACGGCAACGACGACGAGGACGGCGACGACUGCGACGCGGAGGACGUCAGUGACUUGGGUGGCAGUGAUGGAGACCACGAUGGCGGUAACGACAACGGAGAUGACAACGACACGGCACAUCAACUGCCGAUGACGUUGUUCCAUCCGCUGACCAAGAACCAAGCGGUAUUCACUGAGAGCGUGCAAUAA
This is a messenger RNA of Haemonchus placei, 246 nucleotides long. The record is from the annotation of a GenBank genome assembly. Lineage: Eukaryota; Metazoa; Nematoda; Chromadorea; Rhabditida; Trichostrongylidae.